Oncorhynchus kisutch (coho salmon) is the source of this 2211-nucleotide messenger RNA. RefSeq names its product potassium voltage-gated channel subfamily V member 1. Gene Ontology annotation, molecular function: voltage-gated potassium channel activity; protein binding. Lineage: Eukaryota; Metazoa; Chordata; Actinopteri; Salmoniformes; Salmonidae. Gene Ontology annotation, biological process: action potential; protein homooligomerization; potassium ion transmembrane transport. The transcript is spliced from 2 exons. Gene Ontology annotation, cellular component: membrane; voltage-gated potassium channel complex. The record is from RefSeq and is a predicted model, not a curated record. Bases 221 to 1741 code for a protein of 506 amino acids.
CAAGCAGGGACCGAGUAGAGAAUUCCUCUUGGAAUUAGUAUGAAGAUUCUACCUUACAUGUUAGUUGUUCGCUAGGUGGUCUUAAUUGGAUUUGGUGCCAGUCACUAUUUUGAACCUGAACAAAUGUUGACCUCAUUGUUUACCUUUUCCUUGAUACCCAACUGCACCCCUAGUCCCACUUCAGGUUUUCCCCUCCACCCCAGGCAGGCCUGUGGCCGCCAUGAUGAGCAGCUCAUCCAGCCCAGCUGAGUUCUCCAGGGACAGGACCUCCCUCCUGUCUAUAGACUCUAGCGUCUUCUACAGCGAGCCCCCUCCUGUCUGUGACUACCCACUGGACUUCUUCACCAUCAACGUGGGAGGCAGCCGCUACGUUCUCUCCCAGGAGCUGCUGGCAUCUCACCCAGAAACCCGUCUGGGCAAGCUGGCCCUGUCCACACGGGACUCUGCCCUGGAGCUCUGUGAUGACGCUGACUUGCUGGAGAAUGAGUUCUUCUUCGACCGCAGCUCACAGACCUUCCAGUAUGUGAUAAACUUCUACCGCACAGGCCACCUGCAUGUCAGGGAGGAGCUUUGCGUGUUCUCCUUCCUCCAGGAGAUUGAGUACUGGGGCAUCGACGAGCUCUGCAUCGAUCCCUGCUGCCGGGAACGCUACUACCGCCGCAAGGAGCUCAAGGAGAGCCUGGACGUGCGGAACGAGGCUGAGGCUGACGAAAGCCAGGACGAAGACUUCAACGGCGCCGCGUGCCCAGAUCUCCGGCGGCGCCUGUGGGACCUGCUGGAGAAGCCAGAGUCUUCACGAGCGGCACGCGCCUUCGGCACGCUGUCCAUCAUCUUCGUGGCGGUGUCCAUUGUCAACAUUGUGCUCAUCUCGCUGGACCUGGGGAAUGUGGGUGGGAACGGGAUCGGUGACGAGAGCGGGGGCAAUGACGGGGGUACACCUUUCUUCGUGGACGCACUGGAAUAUGUGUGCGUGGUGUGGUUCACCGGCGAGCUGGUGUUGCGCUUUGUCUCCGUGCGCGACAAGUGCCGCUUCACCCGUAGCGUUCCCAAUGUGAUCGACCUGCUAGCCAUCCUGCCCUUCUAUGUGACUCUGGCAGUUGAGAGUCUGCACGGUGGCUCUACUGAGCUGGAGAACAUGGGCCGCGUGGUGCAGGUGCUCAGGCUCAUGAGGUCCCUCCGCAUGCUCAAACUAGGACGCCACUCCACAGGCCUCAAGUCCCUGGGCCUGACCAUCACCCAGUGCUACGAGGAGGUGGGUCUCUUGCUCCUCUUCCUCUCCGUGGGCAUCUCCAUCUUCGCCACGGUGGAGUUCGCCCUGGAGCAUGACAUCCCCGGCACCGCCUUCAGCAGCGUGCCCUGUGCCUGGUGGUGGGCCACCACCUCCAUGACCACGGUGGGCUACGGAGACAUCCGCCCCGACACCACCCUGGGCAAGGUGCUGGCCUUUCUCUGCAUCUUGUCUGGCAUCCUGAUCUUGGCACUGCCCAUCGCUAUCAUCAACGACCGCUUCUCUGCCUGCUACUUCACUCUCAAGAUGAAGGAGGCGGCGCUGCGGCACAGGGAGGCCCUCAAGAGGCUGGCACGGGGUUCGCUGGGUGACUCGGAGGUGGGUGGGGCAGCAAGGGGAAGAGGGGUGAACCUGAGGGAUGUUUAUGCCAGGAGUGUGAUGGAGAUGCUGAGGCUGAAAGGGAGGGAGAGGGCCAGCACACGGAGUAGUGGAGGGGGUGAGCUCUGGUGGUAGUGUGGAAGAUGGAGCACGAGCGGCUGUGGAGAAAAAGCUAUGGAAAAGUUAAGUCAAUUAGGUUAAAGAUGGAAUCCGCAGUAGGGGGAAACACCACUGGCUGCCCCACCACAGUUAUUAUUUUUGUUUCCGAGCUGAGGAGCGUCGCGAAGCAUGGCAAAUAGGUUCAUACUGUGCUCUUUUAUCACACGUGCAAUGAUGUCAGAGGGGAAAAACUGUGCAAACUGACGUGGUUGUUUCACCAUUUAAGGAUUUCAGCUUUAAGAACAUCAUCAGAAUAUGACAAUGUGUACAAUGUAUAGGACAUAUCUAAAGGAUGAUGAGGGGACAACUUUCAUGGCUAACCUUUUUCAGUGUUGUGUUCUGACAACUAUUGCAUGUUCUGUCUCCUCUGUAUGUGUCACAUAGACAAGAUGUAAAGUAUAAACUGAAUUAUAUUGUGUUUGAUAUUAAAACACUUAUUGAAAGAU